GCCCCGUUCCGGAGACUGGACCUAUGUCGUUUUUAGGACGCCCUCUUUCGGUAGCUAGCCGGUCUCGAUAAAAGAGGCGCAGAGUAUCCGCAGCGUCGUGCGACGAACUCCCCGACGGAGCCACCGCACCGAAAAAUCGAUUCAUCGAUCUCUGUCCGGCCAGACGAUCGGCCGACGGUACGUCUUCCGUCUCCGGACGGGGGUCGACCGGAAGUACUGAGUCGGGGGUACGGUCUGAACGAGGAAAUAAGGCGGAGUCGUUCGUAUUUCCGGUUCGAAUAGACAGAGAUCCAUUCCAAGGGUCGUCGGCCGGAAAAAGAAACCGCUACCGCUUCGGAGACUGCGCCGAUCGUUGGAAGACGCCCGAAACGGCCGAAGAGUGGCGCUUCGAGUAGACGCAUCUAAAGACGGGAGAGAAUCCCCUGUCCCUCCGAAAACGGAGCGCGUAAUUCCGACACAGAGAGAAGAAUUAAUUAUUUAGAGAAAAAGACGGACGGCAAUUGGAACAAGAAGCGGCUGACGAUCGAUCGUCGUACUUUCAGAUGCGGCUCAAAGCUCUCUUUCUGCUUUUCUUCUGCCUCUUGGCGGGAACCGUCCGCUGCCGGGUAGCAGAAGAAGACCCUUCCUGGACCGGAAAACGCGAAAAAGAGGACGGAAAAGAUCACCGGCGGACGGCCUUUCCAGAAGUUUUUCGGUUUCGUCGAACGGAACGUCACAGAGGACGAACGUCGACAUUAAGGGAACCCGAAAGAAUUCCUUCCUCCUCCUUCGUUCGGACUAAGAGGCAGACGGGCGAAACGAGUCGAUCGGAAGAGAAUGGACGGGAGGAGAAAGAAGAGGCGAUUUUUAAGGACAGAGAAGACUACGACAGCUUCUUCCGCAACGAGUAUUACCGCAUUCUGGCCCAGUCCUUCGCCAGCAGCAGAAGAAAGAGAGAAGCGGAAUUGUUGUCCUCCAGGCAGGACCUAGACGACGACUACAGUUCGGAACAGCGGAACCGGAAGCUUUUAAAGAAAUCUAUAACUGCGCAUAUCAAUUCAGAUGAUAACGAAGAUUUGUGGAAUGAAUAUAAUGAUGAAGAAACGAGAUUUGUUCAGCCUCAGAAUGCUGGAUUCCGUCCAUUGCCAGGUUUUAGUGCUCGUCCUGUUUCGAACUCUGACUUACCAUUUGGAAAAUGGAAGUUUUUCAAUGAAGAGAAAUAUGAUCAAGAAUGUCCACCACUUUACUUAAUAGCCAAGGAGUGUGCUGCUUUAGGGGGAAUUAUGCCAGAAGGAAAUCUAAAAAAUAUUCUUCUAAGGGCUUGCAAUUGGCUAGAAAUUUGUUAUUCAUGUGGUAAAAAUAAUGGACUUCAACUCGACGACUGCGACACGGGAUUCUUGUAUGGUAUUCGCUCGGUAUGUGAAGGUGACGUUCCUUGCCAGGCCACCGGAAGACUACUACUACUGUCUCUUCGUCAGACUGGAAUCUCACAGAGAUCUCUGACAUCAGUAUGUAAUGCCGAUCGUUGCAUAGAACAGUUCCUCCUCCAGCCUUCUCCUUGAUGUCCAGGAUUUUUCAUAUAUUAGUCACUCGGAGCAAUAAUCUACAUUACAUUUAGGUAACAUUCUUAAAGAAAAAACAAAACUCAGUUCAAAGUAAAAUUCAUAAUAGUAAAAUAGCCAUUUUUGCAUACACAAAGCCAUUUGAUAAGAUUUGCACCUAUUUAUUUAAUUACGUAGCCAAAUUAUUUUAUUUAAAAUAUUUUUUUUACUUACUUAAUGGUAGUUUUGUUUGUAUAUUGUACAUAUAAAUCAUUUGCAUUUAUGCUAAUACUAAGGUUUUCGUCCAUCAAAAAAUAGUCUUUGUGAUCUUGUAAAUAUUCGGCGCUGUAUAAGAGUGUCGAUAAUAACACGAAUGUCCCUUAUACAAUUUAUCCAUAAAUCUGUAUUGAAGGUUUUUUCCUGUAUCCUAAAUUUAUUUUCCAGUCUUAGGUCGAUCGUAGCACCCACUCAAUAUGAUUUGACAAAUUUUCUGCAUUCUCAUUGGCAAGUGGAGUAACUAAGGGGGAAAGAUGUGCACGUGCCCCGCGCCCCAACCUUGAGGGCACCAAAAUGAACCCAUGGAAUGUUUUUGUAAUUAAAAUUGAAUCAGGGACGGUUUGUCUCAGGGGCUAAAACUAUUCGGCCCUGAUAAUCGGUCGCCAUUUUUGAUGUAGUUUCUUAGAGAUUCGAAAUAUUAAAAAAUAAUGAAAAAGUUUA
This is a messenger RNA of Centruroides sculpturatus (bark scorpion), 2237 nucleotides long. RefSeq lists its product as uncharacterized. The record is from RefSeq and is a predicted model, not a curated record. The coding region runs from base 543 to 1541 and encodes 332 amino acids. NCBI's taxonomy places the organism in Eukaryota, Metazoa, Arthropoda, Arachnida, Scorpiones, Buthidae. The transcript is spliced from 7 exons.